Laccaria bicolor S238N-H82 is the source of this 1311-nucleotide messenger RNA. RefSeq lists its product as uncharacterized. Lineage: Eukaryota; Fungi; Basidiomycota; Agaricomycetes; Agaricales; Hydnangiaceae. The record is from RefSeq and is a predicted model, not a curated record. The transcript is spliced from 2 exons. The coding region runs from base 1 to 1311 and encodes 436 amino acids.
AUGGCUAAUACCCUUGAAAGUAAUUUAGAAAUUGAAAAGGACUCCGAAGCCUUGAAGAACUCCUCAUUGGAUGGUCAGAAGGCAACUCUGGACGAACUACCGCCUGAACUCCUUGUGCACAUCUUCGAAAUGGCACAAAACAUGUUCUUUCCAUUGGACAAACAUAUGUACUGGCGAUUUCCUUUCAUCCUUGGGAAGGUGUCGCGCUAUUGGCGCCAAGUCGCCUACGGGGCACCGACGCUGUGGUCGAACGUGGAUAUCUCGCUUCGCCGAGAUUUGGGUGGUUUACAGGUCUACCUUGGCAGAUCCAAGGACUCCCCCAUCGAUCUUAAUAUCACCUUUACCCCGACUCUAAGUCAGAGAAACGUUGGCAUGCUCAUAGGCAUCUUACAACCUCAUUACCGACGUUGCCGUUCCAUCAGAGUCAGGUCUGAAUCCUUUCAUGAAUUCGCCGCGGAGAUUUCGAGCAUUCUUGGCUCGAUGUGCAAAGGCCAUUAUCCAAUGCUACAGCACAUCUGUGUGGAGGGCUUUGACUCGGAGGAGGGCUCUGAUAUGAGUAGUGCUGUACAACCCUUCGCAAUUGUAGCUGACGCCGUUAACCUGACGAGUGUACACUUAAAAGGUUUGGGUUUGAGCUAUUGCCGCCCUCCUCUUACUGCUGUAACACAGCUUCACUUGGCGGUCUCAAAUCACCCGAUUCUCUACACUGACUUCUCCAACAUGUUACGGUCCUGUCGAUCCUUGGUCACAUUGUGUGUCUACGACGAUUUCGUUCUCGAAUGGCCUACCGAUCUCCAUGACACCCAUGACAUGCCCUUCCUCCGUUACAUACGCAUCUUCGGAAAUAUGUUAGAAGUUUCUCAGCUUCUACUUUCUAUAUCUGCCCCGGAUUUAGAGGGACUCACCAUUGCUCCAAUUGUUCUGUCCGACCUCACCAAACUCGAGAGGGAAACUAGCAAUGCUCCUCGAUUUCCGGCGUUGAAAUUACUCACCCUUGCACCCACCGCUCACGGCGAAUCUAUGAUUGCAGCCCUCGCCAACGCCUGCUUCCCAGGGAUCAAGUUGCUUAUUCUUCCCAAUUUUAAUAAACGUUCUUUUGUAGGGUCUUUCAAAACGACGGACUCUCGGCCAUUCUGGCCUGAGCUCGAUGGUCUCGCUGUCCGUCGCAUUGAUGACCGAGGUGCAUUAUUUCAGUGUGCCCUUGCGCUCGCUGUACUUGGAUCCCUUGUCAUUGUCAAGGCUGACCCGAAUGGACUGGUUAAAGAAUCAAUUGUCGGUGGUGGAGGCAGAUCCAUGGAAGACACAAUGUGA